AUGGCCAUCUCCACCACCACCUUCCAAGUAGUGGGCUUCCUCCUGUCAGUCCUGGGGCUGGCGGGCUGCAUCGCCGCCACGGGGAUGGACAUGUGGAGCACCCAGGACCUGUACGACAACCCGGUCACCUCAGUGUUCCAGUAUGAGGGGCUCUGGCGGAGCUGCGUGAGGCAGAGCUCGGGGUUCACCGAGUGUCGUCCCUACUUCACCAUCCUGGGCCUUCCAGCUAUGCUGCAGGCGGUGCGGGCCCUGAUGAUCGUGGGCAUCGUCCUAGGUGUCAUUGGGCUCCUGGUGUCCAUCUUCGCCCUAAAAUGUAUCCGCAUUGGCAACAUGGAAGACUCUGCCAAAGCCAACAUGACGCUGACCUCUGGGAUCAUGUUCAUCAUCGCAGGUAUUUGUGCCAUCGCUGGAGUGUCUGUGUUUGCCAACAUGCUAGUUACCAACUUCUGGAUGUCUACGGCUAAUAUGUACACUGGCAUGGGAGGGAUGGUACAGACCGUUCAGACCAGGUACACCUUUGGUUCGGCUCUGUUCGUGGGAUGGGUUGCUGGAGGCCUUACACUAAUUGGGGGUGUGAUGAUGUCUAUUGCCUGCCGGGGCCUGGUACCUGAGGAAAGCAGCUACAAAGCAGUUUCUUAUCAUGCCUCAGGCCACAAUGCCGGCUACAGGCCUGGAGGCUUCAAGGCCAGCUCUGGUUUUGGACCCAACCCCCAAAACAAGAAGAUCUAUAAUGGGGGUGUUCGCCCAGAGGAUGAGGCACAGUCCCACCCUUCCAAGUAUGACUAUGUGUAG
Condylura cristata (star-nosed mole) is the source of this 792-nucleotide messenger RNA. RefSeq names its product claudin 18 (gene CLDN18). Bases 1 to 792 code for a protein of 263 amino acids. Gene Ontology annotation, molecular function: structural molecule activity. The transcript has 5 exons. The record is from RefSeq and is a predicted model, not a curated record. Gene Ontology annotation, biological process: bicellular tight junction assembly; cell adhesion. Gene Ontology annotation, cellular component: plasma membrane; bicellular tight junction. Lineage: Eukaryota; Metazoa; Chordata; Mammalia; Eulipotyphla; Talpidae.